AUGUCAUUCGAUAUUAUUGUUACAAGCAGUGUUAGUUACAUCAAAAGUAAGGACUGUGGGUACUGCCACAGUGAAAAGGAUCCGAUUGAAUCCGGUUAUAGUUUAGACUCAUACCGUAAUGAAUACAAAAGACAACAAGUAGAGGAAUUAAAAAAAUAUCCAAACAAUGCUACAAUUGGCUUUACAAUUUUUUUAUGUUCACCUCAAUGUUAUGAGCAACUCAUGAAUAGAGGCUUUAGAAGAUCUGGAUCUUUUCUCUACAGACCAGACUUGCUUAGAAACUGUUGCAGACUUUACACCAUUCGUACAAAUUUAGGUUUCAUAAAACACCCAAGCAAGGGACAAAGACACACAAUCAAUAGGUUUGAAAAGUUUAUCAAGGAUGAAGAUGGAAAAGAUAUCAAAAAAGGGAAGCACGUACCCGGGAAACCAUUCAAUAUUAAGGAACAUAUACUCAAUUUAGAAAAAGAUGUGAACCCUUCCAGGUUUCGAACAGAAAUAUGUUCGACGGAGUUCAGUAAAGAGAAAUUCGCUCUUUACAAGAAAUAUCAAACGAGAGUGCAUAAAGACAAGCCAGAGAAAGUUUCAGUAAAUAGCUUUAAGAGGUUUUUAUGUCAGACACCGUUUGCAAGACAAUUCAGUAAACACUCGGAAAAAUACUGGAGCAACUUAAAUACAUAUUGGAAAAGUGGCACUUUUGAGAGAAGUCGCCCUGAUGAUAUACUUGGACCAAUUCAUGAGUGUUACUACUUGGAUGAUAAAUUAAUAGCAAUUGGGGUUUUAGAUAUUCUUCCACAUUCACUAUCAUCCGUUUACUUCAUCUGGGAUCCCGACUACGCUCACUUGGGCCUAGGAAAUCUCAGUGCAUUGCAUGAAUUGGUGCUCACAAAAAUGUUGGGUAAGGAAUACUACUAUAUGGGCUAUUACAUUAACGAUUGCCCAAAGAUGAAUUAUAAGGCAAAAUUUGGUGGGGAGAUCUUGGAUAUUUGCAAACGCAAGUAUGUGAGUCUUGAUCAAGCUGCUAGUUUCGUAGAACAAGGAAGACUAGCCGUUUUCCAGGAUAACGAUAACAAAUAUUCGGUCAAUGUGCCAUUAAACGAGCUUGAGAUUGAUGAUAGCGUGAUUGGGCAGUUUGAUCCCGAUGCUGUACUUACAAAUGUGGCCGAGGAAAUUUAUGGAACAAAUGGAGGUGCUUUUCAAAAGGUAGCGGCAACUGUCUCGAAGAUAUGUUUAAAGUUACCUGCAUUGCAAGUACUUAAUUUGGAGGCAUAUCGUCAGGCCGAAUAUUGGGAGGAUGGUGAAGGGCUGCUUUCACUUCCUAUGGUAUCACCAGGAUUAAUUCCACUGUGGCAGAUGAAUGAAUGGAUAGACGAUGGCAUAUUCAAAAGAUUAAUAAGAAAUGUUUAUCUGUACGAUGGCGAUCAAUCAUUCGAAAGGUUUGAUGCUGACAAGGACUGGCAAAAAUUGAGAGAGGUUUUUGAUUUGCUGCGUCUCCUGGGUCCGAAGGUGUUUGAGAAGCCGAUACUUUUUACCAUAUAA
Brettanomyces bruxellensis is the source of this 1539-nucleotide messenger RNA. RefSeq lists its product as uncharacterized. The record is from RefSeq and is a predicted model, not a curated record. Gene Ontology annotation, molecular function: arginyl-tRNA--protein transferase activity. Bases 1 to 1539 code for a protein of 512 amino acids. Lineage: Eukaryota; Fungi; Ascomycota; Pichiomycetes; Pichiales; Pichiaceae. The transcript has a single exon. Gene Ontology annotation, cellular component: cytoplasm. Gene Ontology annotation, biological process: protein arginylation.